Oldenlandia corymbosa var. corymbosa is the source of this 1089-nucleotide messenger RNA. The record is from the annotation of a GenBank genome assembly. NCBI's taxonomy places the organism in Eukaryota, Viridiplantae, Streptophyta, Magnoliopsida, Gentianales, Rubiaceae.
AUGACUUCCAACUGGAAUGGUAGUCAAGCUCUUGAGGAUGACCACCAUAGAACUUUUUUUGCUGAGGAAGCGGAUGAGGUUGCGGAACUCCUUACAACAGGACCAGAAAAUCUUGAAGUUAUUUAUAUUCUUGGGAUGUUCGGAUUGGGGAAGACCACACUUGCUAAGAUAGCUUAUAACCAUCCUAAUGUCGAUUAUGAGUACAUGAUUCGGGCCUUUGUCAAUGUUUCACAAGAUUAUGAUGGAAAAGAAAUAUUGCUCAAAAUUCUGGCUUCUUUUAGUCAAAUUAACGAAGAAGUUACAAACAUGGGUAUCAGAGGGUUAAAAAAAUAUAUUCGUAAACAGUUAGAAGGAAAGAAAUAUAUGAUUGCAUUGGAUGAUGUUUGGGGAUUGGAAGAUUGGGAUAGAUUAAAAGAUGUUUUUCCUAACAAUAAUAAGCGGUGUAGAGUCAUGAUAACUACACGCCAUGUGGAAGUGGCAAAGUAUGCCAAUCCAAGUAAUCCCGAAUAUGUAUACACGUUGUAUUAUUUGACACUAGACGAGUCUCGGGAGUUACUCAGGUCGAGGGUUUUUCACAAAAAUCACUGUCCUCAGAAGUUACAAGAGUUUGAAUUAGAGAUUGUAGAAACAUGUGGCGGUUUGCCAUUGGCUAUUGAGGUUAUGGCUAGUAUCAUUUUGAAUCAUCCUGAAAGUAUUGAUUGGUGGAAAGACGUGGCCAAAUUUGUAAAACAUUACAUAGCCAGGGAUAUGUCACAAACCUUUGAGGUUGUGGAAUCGAUGUACAAUCUACUACCAAACUACUUGAAACCUUGCUUUCUGUACUUGGGAGCCUUUCAUGAAGAUCUUGAAAUCCCUGUUUGGAAAUUAGUACGAUUAUGGAUUUCUGAAGGGUUCAUCCAGCAAGAUGGGAAUUCUAACUUGGAGGAUAUAGCUGAAAAGGGAAAAGCUGCCAUGGAAAACCUUUUCCAACAUAUCCAUGAGUAUAACUUUCGGAGUUUCUUAUCUGGAGAUCCGAGGUUGGAUCAUCAUCGGCGCCUCUGCUUCCACAAUGUCAAUGUUUUGGUAUAUUUCCAAAACAACUUCAGGUAA